AUGAACGUUGUUAGAGCGGAUGCGUUCUAUCCGGUGGGAAGCACCCUUUGCAGGUCAGCACUUGCUAUACAGUGCCAGCGGCUGCAAAUGAAGGCCAAACAGGCCGGCACCACGGCCUCCACACCAAACUGUCACAGAUUUGAGGAGGCGCAGAAUAAUCCUCCAUCUCUUUCUGCUGGCCCUGCUGCAUAUGAGGGCUCUCUCUUUGAUAAUAUAGAUGAUGAUCUCCCCCUUGAGCAACAAUUUGCCAAGCUACUGAGUAUUUCCAUGCAUAGCGUACAUGUUACAAAUACAUACAAGGCGCUUCUCGGAGCGCCAACCCCAACCAAGAAGUUCGAGAUACAGUGUGACGAGUUCUUGCGGCGUCUGGGGAUCGCCCCUGAAGCAGAGACAAUUGAAAGGUCCGUCCGUCAAGUGGACCAGAUAGAGCCAUUUACUGAAGAAUCCAUUGAGAGACCAAGUGAUAUGCGGUCAGUCUUCCCAGAGACCUACGGAUGCGGGGAACAGUGCCUUGAAUAUCGUGGGCUCCAUGCACUUGAGCCCCUGUUCGAGUCUUUCUGA
Molecule: messenger RNA, 561 nt
Organism: Giardia duodenalis
Lineage: Eukaryota; Fornicata; Diplomonadida; Hexamitidae
Exons: 1
Coding region: 1-561 (186 amino acids)
Source: RefSeq, a predicted model, not a curated record